AGAGGGAGCAGCGUGACGCAGUAGGCCACGCCUCACAGCGCCUAGGUUCCAACUUCCCGUUCUCCCGAACCUAACUCAGCUAUCCUCUCUCUGUGCAUACCCAACAGAAAAAUGUGGGCCCAAGCCUGGCCUCGGCCUAUGCUUGCAACUAUUCCCGCCCUCUGCUUGCCUGGGUCGAAGGCGUUCUUAUUGUUAAUUGGUCACUGGAACGUCUUGAAGCGUAUUGAUUGGCUGGUUACACCGCCUGUUUGGGCCCAACGGUCACCUCCCCGCAUGCGGGGGUGGUGUCUGGACCCGGCCUUAGCAAUCUCCAAUUGGCUGUAGCGACCGAUCCCUCUUCUCCUAAUUGGUUGGGCUUGGCAGUCUGUCCCGCGGGGGCGCGGCUUAGCAGGGCGUCGAUUGGGCGGCGUGAAUCCCCGCCCUUCCGGUUGAGGAUGUUGAUAGGUGUGGAGGCGGGGUUUUGGAGAUCUCUUUCCUUUCCAGAUCUUGAGCACACAGAUAGUUCAGAGAGUGAUGGCACAUCCCGACGAUCUGCACGCGUCACCCGCUCCUCAGCCAGGCUGAGCCAGAGUUCUCAAGAUUCCAGCCCUGUUCGAAAUUUGCAGUCUUUUGGCACGGAGGAGCCCGCUUACUCCACCCGAAGAGUGACGCGAAGUCAGCAGCAGCCCACCCCUGUGACUCCAAAAAAGUACCCCCUGCGCCAGACGCGCUCCUCCGGCUCAGAAACCGAACAAGCGGUUGAUUUUUCAGAUAGAGAAACCAAAAAUGCAGCUGAUCAUGAUGAGUCACCACCUCGAACCCCGACUGGAAAUGCACCUUCCUCGGAGUCUGACAUAGACAUCUCCAGCCCCAACGUGUCCCACGAUGAGAGCAUUGCCAAGGACAUGUCCCUGAAGGACUCCGGCAGCGACCUCUCUCACCGCCCCAAGCGCCGUCGCUUCCACGAAAGCUACAACUUCAAUAUGAAGUGUCCUACACCAGGCUGCAACUCACUAGGACACCUUACAGGAAAACAUGAGAGACAUUUCUCCAUCUCAGGGUGCCCACUCUAUCACAACCUCUCAGCUGACGAAUGCAAGGUGAGAGCACAGAGCCGGGAUAAGCAGAUAGAAGAAAGGAUGCUGUCCCACAGGCAAGAUGACAACAACAGGCAUGCAACCAGGCACCAGGCCCCCACCGAGAGGCAGCUGCGAUAUAAGGAAAAGGUGGCUGAACUCAGGAAGAAAAGAAACUCUGGCCUGAGCAAAGAACAGAAAGAGAAGUAUAUGGAACACAGGCAGACCUAUGGGAACACUCGGGAACCUCUCUUAGAAAACCUGACAAGCGAGUAUGACUUGGAUCUCUUCCGAAGAGCACAAGCCCGAGCUUCAGAGGAUUUGGAGAAGCUAAGGCUUCAAGGCCAAAUCACAGAGGGUAGCAACAUGAUUAAAACAAUUGCUUUUGGCCGCUAUGAACUUGAUACUUGGUAUCAUUCUCCCUAUCCUGAGGAAUAUGCACGGCUGGGACGUCUCUACAUGUGUGAAUUCUGUUUAAAAUAUAUGAAGAGCCAAACAAUACUCCGCCGACACAUGGCCAAGUGUGUGUGGAAACACCCACCGGGUGAUGAGAUAUAUCGCAAAGGCUCAAUCUCUGUGUUUGAAGUGGAUGGCAAGAAAAACAAGAUCUACUGCCAAAACCUGUGCCUGUUGGCCAAGCUUUUUCUGGACCACAAGACAUUGUAUUAUGAUGUGGAACCGUUCCUGUUCUAUGUGAUGACAGAAGCAGAUAACACUGGCUGUCACCUGAUUGGCUAUUUUUCUAAGGAAAAGAAUUCAUUCCUCAACUACAAUGUAUCCUGUAUCCUUACCAUGCCUCAGUACAUGAGACAGGGAUAUGGCAAGAUGCUCAUUGAUUUCAGUUAUUUGCUUUCCAAAGUGGAAGAAAAGGUUGGCUCCCCAGAACGCCCACUCUCAGAUCUGGGGCUCAUAAGCUAUCGCAGCUACUGGAAAGAAGUGCUUCUCCGUUACCUGCAUAAUUUCCAAGGCAAAGAGAUUUCUAUCAAAGAAAUCAGUCAGGAGACGGCUGUGAAUCCCGUGGACAUUGUCAGCACUCUGCAAGCCCUUCAGAUGCUCAAGUAUUGGAAAGGAAAGCACCUCGUUUUAAAGAGACAGGACCUGAUUGAUGAGUGGAUAGCCAAAGAGGCCAAACGGUCCAACUCCAACAAAACCAUGGAUCCAAGCUGCUUAAAAUGGACCCCACCCAAGGGCACUUAAAGUGACCUGUCAUUCUGAGCCAGCGAACCCCAGCAGUAGGAAUCCGUACCCUAGGGAUCUGUCUGUCAUUUCUGUUGCUCUUGUGAUUGGCAAGUACAGUAUCCUUUGGGAAGGCCAUCCCCCUCAGGACUGUCCUGGCUCCGACCUUUGUGUACACUGCAGACACUGGUUCUGAGGAACUGUUGUUUCGGCCUCAGUGAGGUUGCCUGGCUGGGAUCUGUGUUCGACUCGACGCAGAGCCCUCAUAGCACUGACCCAAGGAGUUCUGUUAUGGUACUGUACCUGUCCAGUCACUGGUUCUCUCCUCACGUCCUCUAGCCCCAUGAGGUUGUGUUGUGUCUCCUGAACUUUGUACUAGUGCUUCUCGCCACCCGGUCACCAGACCUCCAAAUACGGUUGUUGCCAGCACCAGGGCCCUUCCGGUUCCUCCUGACGCACGUGUUCUGUGGAGGGGCAGGGCAGAGGUAGCACUUGGGAGUGAGUGUGUGUGAGUACUGGGGGGGUUCAUUCACUUUGGAUUUCAUCUUGCUUUACAUUUUUUUUCCUCCAUUUUUAUUGAAAGACAUGUUUUUGAUCAGUACGGGGCUGACCAGAGCCACAUAGUUCCGAAGAGUUUCCCAGGGAUUAGUUUUGGUAACAUCACAGACUCCAUCUUGAGGAGAUGGAGAGAAGAAUUAAGAUUGUGUGUUUUGAUUUUACCUGUGGGCAGGAUUUUGGUGGAAAGGAAUGGAAACUUCUUUUUGCCUCACCAAAAGUGCCCAGUCUUAAAUGUUUUCUUCCCUGUUUACUUCCUGCCCUCUUUUAUGUUUGCAGGUGCCAAAAUAAUUGACAGUUCUCCCUUCAUGCAACAUGUUAGCUCGUUAAUCAUACUGUAAAAGUCCUGCUCACUUGUUCAGCAGUACAUAGUACUGUAUGCCUGUACCAGGCAGAGUGCACCUGUGCUUGCACAUGAGUUGCCCUGAUUUUGUCCCAACAUCCUGGGAGAAUUUGGAAGUGACUGAAAAUGACUCCUGUGUCGCAGCCUGUGACUCAGCAAGGCAGGAUGGCCGCCCUUGCCAAGGUUUGCCUCUCUUUUCAGCAGUGCCUCACCCUCCCUCUAGAACGACAGUGUUUCUGCCCCUCCGAGAGCUCCCCCUCCACUUCCUUUUUGGGAUUUGCCAUCGUCUUCUGUUCUCUGGUCUCCUAUUUCUGGUGUUGUUCAAGUGAAGGAGGAGAUGUUCCCUCUAAUUUCUCUCUAGCCCAUUAUAACCUGCUAUCUUGGGGCAGCUUUUGAUGUCUGACUUGUCACCCUUCCCAGCUUGGUCUCCUACAACACUGCUGUCUUCAUGUGGCGCCCUCACCACAAUCCCGACUCUGGUCAUUUGUGCCUUUCUCUUGUCAUCUCUGUACACUACUUAUAUUCACUGUGGGUCAGGGGAGCUAAUUUUAAGCAUGUUCAGUGGCAGCUCCCCUCCAGUUUCAGUGUCACUGUUAAAAUUUAUCCAAAAGCAACUUCACUGGGGGUUUUCUUAAGGGGUGAAGGCCUUUUACAGACGCUAAACCCUUCCCCACAUGUGGUAGAAUGUGCUCUUCUGUAUUACUCCUCAAUAAAGCAUGUUCUCUGCUCAAGUCUGGUUUCAUCCAGGGUUCUCAUUUGUGUAUGAAAAUGAUGUCGUUGACCUGCUGCUGAUAGUAAAUGCACUUGGGAUUUGUUUUCUCUAGCCGCAAACUGUUGAGGGAUGUGGUUUGUGGCUGUGGAAUUUUUUCGACUCAUGCAGACUAUCUAUAGAGGGAGUGCUAACUUUGAACUUGUCAUUGCUGAAACACAUUCAGUCUGCCUACCUGCAGUUCAGGCUCUUGUGUGUGUAUGGCAAUGACCAGUCAGUAGCUCAUUCCUGUAUUCAUUGCCCUUUGGUUUGGGGGGCAUUGGAACCAAGAAGAAGUUAGAAUUAGGUGUGGGUACAGUCACUAACUUGUGGGACCUGGGCACGGGUGUAUCCCUUCUCCAAGCACCAGUUGUGAGCCGUGUCUCCUCUAAUCAUUGGCACUCUGCCAAGAUGAGAUGACAGUGUUUCUGAAGGCCACUGUUUACCCAGUGCAGAAAGUGGGUGGCUAGAGGAGAGUGCAUGGAAAUUGUCUUUGCCAAACUGGUUUGCUCACAGUCUGCCCUAGUAGACAGGGUCUUCCUUUAUAAGGUUAGGGUCCUUUUGGGGGUCAAGAUGGCAAAAAGAAACUUGAGCUUAUAAAAAGGCCUUUCUCGAAUUAUUUAUUUGAAAGAGUUACAUCUUCUGUCUGCUGGUUCACUCCCCAAAUGGCCGCAAUGGCCAGAGAUGGGCCUGUAAUGGUCCAUGAGCUUCCUCUGGGUCUCUUUCAUGGAUACAGGGCCCCAUUACUUGGGCCAUUCUCCCUGACUUCCCGGGUGCAUUAGCAGGAAGCUGGGUUGAAGUGGAGCAGCCAGGACUUGAACUGGUGCCCAUAUAGGAUGCCGGCACUGCAGGCUAGGGCUUUAGCCCGCUGCACCACAGUGCCAGCCCCCAUGUUCAUCUUUUCAUAGGGUGAAGUGUGCUCAAAUCUUGUUUUAAAUCAGAAAUUGUUCUCAGAUUCUGAAGGAAUUUGAAGUAGAUGAAAUGUACAAGAGGCUGGAAUGCUGAGUGGUAAAGGCACUUGAGGGCGGGGCACAGUACUGAUCUCCAGCUCCAAUGAUUGCCACCUCUAAAAAUUGAAGGAAGUGGGCGGGUAUUUGGGUGUUUGCAUCCCGUGCCGGGGUGCCUGCCUUGCUGCAGAUGCACAUCCUGGGAGGCAGCAGGUGACGGCUCCAGGGGCUGGGUCCUUCCCACCUAUGUGGGAGACUUCGAUUGUGUUCCUUGUUCCCCGGGGACCUGGGGAGUAAACCAGCGGGUGAGAGCUCUGUCUCUCUGCCUGUCAGAUGACAUACAAAUAUGUUUAAAGUAAAAGGGAGAUUUCUCUGGUGUACAGUCCUUACAGAUGUGGGGACAAUGUUCACUUCCCUUGGCAACCUCGAGGGAGACUCAAAGUCCUCUUUAACUCCUUUUUUAUUUGCACAAAAGGAGCUCGGCUGCUUGGGCUCCUGCCUUAGCAGAGCGCAAGUCUGCAGUACUCCUGAUCUAAGCUGGCACUCGCACAGCGGAAGCACCUCUCCUGGAGCCGGGGGUGGGAGUGAGCAAUGGCGCCAGGAAUCCGCAUUCUGCUCUGUCCAGAUGGAAAGCUCACAGCCUCUUCUCUACCGUGUGCUUUACCUUUCUUGUUUCUUUAAUGGUUUGUCAUCCUCCCUUCUAAUUAGAUUUGCUUAACAGACACCCAUGUUUCUUUCUUUCUAAAGAUUCAUUUAUAGAGAGGAGAGACAGGUCUCCCAUCUGCUGGUUCACUCCCCAAAUGGCCACAAUGGCUGGGGCUGGGCCAACUUGGAACCAGGAGCUUCUUCCGGGUCUCCAGCAUCAGUGCAGGGCCCAAACACUUGGGCCAUCUUCUGCUUGUCCAGGUGCAUUAGCAGGGAGCUGGAUUGGAAAUGGAGCAACUUAACCCCCUAAACCACAGCGCUGGCCCCAGUAAUUUUUUAAGAGACGAGAGUCCUAGCUGCUGGUUCACUUGCCUGAUGGCUGGGGCUGGCUAGAACCAGAGCUCGAACAUAAUCCGGGUCUCCCAUGUGUGUAGUAGGAACCCAGUUACUUGCAUUGCUGCUACCACCCAGGGUCUGCAUUGGCAAGAAACUUGAGUCUGAAACUGGGAACUGUGCCCAGGUACUGCAGUGUGGCAUGUGGGUUUCUUAACUGCUAGGCUAGAUGCCUGCUCCUAGUGAUUUUUAAAACUACAGUACUCCCUUUAUAUGGCAAGAUGAUGCUUAUGACUUGUCCUCGACUUUGAUUUGUCCCUAUAGUUCUGGGCAAGUUGCAUGCCCAGGGUUAGGAAUGGCCUCAAAUGAAGCUGCCCACGUCAAGCCAGCUGGUUCAGAUCGAGGUCAUGGUUGCAUAGCAUCUAAAACCAGUAUACAAAAAUAAACCACAGCUUGCCCACUGUACAUACUCUUUCUGGAACAUGAAACGGGAAAGUCAGCUUUUUUGGGUACACAUUAAUAACUUUUCAAGUCUCCCUGCCUUUUCUCUUUGAAGAGCCACUAGUUAAAUGGCACUGAAGUGGUGUAUUCAGGAGUAUGAAAAUGUGGCAGCGUUACUCUCAACUGUGAUCUUUUUUUCUUCUGAUCUUUUAGAAUCUCAUCAAAACAUUGAAUUUUUUAAUGCUCCUGUGCCAAUAUGUACUCACAUUGAGAAACCUGUGCCUCUGAACCCAUUGCUGGACACUGAGUUAAGAGACCCUGGCUUUAAGAAGGCAGGAACCUUCUGUCUGCCUCACUCCUACCCCAGAACCCCAAGCUAGUGGUUUAGUGUGGCUCAGGCUCAGCCAGUCCUUUGGAGUAAGGUGAGCUGGCAGCAGGGAGAAGGCCUGGCUCCCUGUGGCCCUGAGCAUUAGUGUCCUAGCAGACGGUUGUAUGGACAGAGCUUUGCAUGACUUACUACACAUAGGAAUACAGUUCCUGUGCCUGUAAGGGGUUUGAACCAGAGGAAUUUAUUUUUAGGGUUGGCAGUCGGUGGAGAAUGAACUAUUAAAAAAUCCUUUUGCUAAGUGAUAGUGUGUGAUAUGCUAGGAAUUCUAGGAACAACCCUUUGCUGUUGGGAUCAUGGAAUUGUAGCAUUGGACCUCCACCGGUUCUGUUCCCAGCUUUUUCUGCCACACAUUUCCAUGUGAGUGGCUCUUACAGACCAUUUCCUGCCGACGGGUACAGUAUAAUUGCCUACUUCCUUUGUGGUAUCUUUGAUAAAAAUGCCAAUAAAUGCCACUAAGACAGAAACAAGGGCUUGCCUGGUGGUGUAAAAUGUCCCAGUGCUGAAAGUGCAGUUUGGCUUUCUCUUCCUUCUUGUGCAACACCUUUAGAUGCAGGCCACACUGCCACGUCGGGGGCUCGGGAGACUGUUUACUUCUACCCAAGAGUGGAGAAAAUAACCUGCAUUAUUGCCCAACUUUGGCUCCAUGGCUCCUCCCAGAUGGUCUCUGUGAGAUGUAAACACCUUCAGCCUUGACAAGUCAUGUUCAUUCCAAGAAGCCAAUCUUUGUUCUUAAUUAGGGAUUUUUUUUUCCUGGAAACUACUUACUAUCACUCUAUCCACAGUGAUCAGAAGCCUACACUCUACCUCACAGGCACAGAGUAGAUCAUGUCCACAGAUGGCCCCCCACCCCGGGAACACACGCUGGCUCUUCCAAGAAGAGCUGUUUUUCCUCCUCUUGGCUGUGGGCUGGAUUUGGGACUUGUUUGGACUAAUAGAAUGUUACUGAAGUGACAUUCUGGCAGUUUCCACUUUUAUUCUUGGAAACAAAUUUUCCAAACCAGAAGCCGGAGUGAAACUACUGAAUGCUGGCCGACCAUAUGUAGGCAAACCAAGGUGCCCCAGCCAGACUCCCAGCUGAUGCAGCCUUAGGAGUGAUCCCUGCAGACACCAUGGGAAGCUGAAGAAAGAGAAUCAUGAGAAGUAUUUUUAAAAGAUUUAUUUUAUUUUAUUUAUAUAUUUUUUUUGGCAGGCAGAUUUAGAGAGAAAGGUCUUCCGAUGGUUCACCCCCAAAAUGGCCGCUAUGGCCGAUCCAAAGCCAGGAGCCCGGUGCUUCCUCCUGGUCUCCCAUGCGGGUGCAGGGCCCAAGCACUUGGGCCAUCCUCCACUGCACUCCCUGGCCACAGCAGAGCUGGACUAGAAGAGGAGCAACCGGGACUAGAACCCCGGGGUGCUGGCGCCACAGGCAGAGGAUUAGCCUAGUGAGCCACGGCGCCGGCCUGUUAUUAUUAUUUUUUUUUAUUUGAAACAUAAUAUUAAGGAUAGGUAGAUCUUCCAUCUGCUGGUUCACUUCCCACAUGGGUGCAGAGGCCCAAGCACUUGGAACACCUGCUUUCCUAGGUGCAUGAGCAGGGAGCUGGGAUUGAAAGUGGAGCAGCUGAGAUUCAAGCCAGCGCCCUUAUGGGAUGCUGGUGUCGCCAGCAGUGGCUUUACCAGCUACGCCACAGUGCCAGCCCUAGAAGCACUGUUUUAAGCCAUGACUGGGGUUGUCGGUCACAUUUCUUGUGAGGUCCCUGCCUGAUCUUAGAAGUCUUAGGCACCUCUUCUAAGUGGAUCAGGAAGAGAGGCUGUUCUGCUCUGAAGACAUGGCUUAGCAUGUUCCUGCUCCAGGACUCUGGUGGAUCCAGUCACGUUGAUCCUGACUCUCAGGUCUGUCCGUGCUGACUCAGCCUCCGUAGCUGUCAUCGUUCCCUCACUCACGGCCUCAACAUACAGUUGGAUGAGUCUGUUACCCCUUUCCUGUAUUUGCUGCAAAAGCCUCUGCACCCACAUUCCUCAAAGUGUGUUCUCUUAAAGGGCGCAGGGUCAGAUUAAAGUGGAAUACACUGAGUUAAAUACGAUAGCACCUUCAGUGAAUGAAUGUCCAUUGGGGGGCCGGCGCUGUGGUGCAGCAGUUAACGCCCUGGCCUGGAGCACUGGCAUCCCAUGUGGGUGCCGGUUCGAGUCCGGCUGCUCCACUUCCGAUCCAGCUCUGCUAUGGCCUGGAAAAGCAGUAGAAGAUGGCCUGAGUCCUUGGGACCCUGCACCCGCGUGGGAGACCCAGAAGAGGCUCCUGGCUCCUGGCUUUGGAUCGACACAGCUCCAGCCGUUGUGGCCAUCUGGGGAGUGAACCAUCGGAUGGAAGACCUCUCUCUCUCUCUCUCCCUCUCUGCCUGUCCUCUCUCUAUGUAACUCUGACUUCCAAAUAAAUAAAUAAUAAAUCUUAAAAAAAAAAAAAAAGAAUGUCCAUUGGAAUUUUCUAUGACCUCUAAACUUAUUUGUUCUGGGAGAAUGCUCUUAAGUAACUGGCAUGCUAGGGUUAGACUUUUGGAAGUAUUUCUUUUCCUACCCAGACAGGCUCAGCUAUAAAAAAGUUCCCUGUGAGAUCUUCAAAACUCAGACUUUUCCCUACUGUUGUAGUGUAGACCAUCCAGUUCAGGGUCCGUGUUGAAUUAUAUAUGGAGUCAAGCCACCUUGGCUGGAACCCUGGCUGCACCAUUUCCUGUGUAACCAAGCAAGCGCCUCAUCCUUAUCUGCAAAAUGCCUGACAUACUUUCAUUCAUUCCUUCAGUAAACAAGUUUUCAUUGAGUGCCAUUAGGCUCUGGGAGCUGGAUGUUUAGUGGUGCACAAAAGAUGUGGUUCUAGCAGCCUCCUGGCUGGGUCGUGUUAGAUACGAAUCCUUUUUUAAAACCUGUUAUUUAUUUAAAAGCAUGACGAGAAGAGACAGAUACCUUCCAGGUGCUGGUUGUCUCCAGGUGCCUACAAAAGCUGGGGAUGGGCCCUUAGCUGGGUGCUUGGGCCACCUGCUGCUGCCUCCCAGGGGCAUUAGCAGAAGCUGGACCAAAAGCAGAGGUAGGGGCCAGCAUUGCAACACAGCAGGUUAAUCUGCUACCUGUGACACAUCCCAUUCUCAGCAUGCCAGUUCAAGUCCUGGCUGCUAUACUUCCAGUCCAACUCCCUGCUGAUGGUCUGGGAAAGCAGCAAAAAAUGUCCCCAAGGACUUGGGCCCCCGCCACCUGUGUUGGAGACCCAGAUGGAGUUCCAGGCUCCUGGCUUUGGCCUGCUCUACCCCGGCUAUUGUGGCCUUUUGGGGAAUGAAACAGUAGACAGAAGAUCAGGCUCUUUGUCACUACUUUUAAAAUAAAUUAAAAUCUUAAAAAAAAAAAAAAA
Molecule: messenger RNA, 9998 nt
Organism: Oryctolagus cuniculus (rabbit)
Lineage: Eukaryota; Metazoa; Chordata; Mammalia; Lagomorpha; Leporidae
Source: RefSeq, a predicted model, not a curated record